AUGACGCCGUCGCUUCUCGCCAAAUCGGGAGACCUUCUCGGGCGUCUGCUGGCAGCCAUCAACGAUGGUCGCUACGAGAAUGGGGCGAUCCGGAAUCGGCCCACCGGCCUCUGGUCGCUGGUGGCCGCGCCGAAGAUAAAGCAGUACCUGGAGGACGUCUUUGAGGAGUCCACUGAAGAGGGUAAAGAGAAAGCCAUUUUAGUUCGCUCAGCUGUGGAGGACUUUGAGGUGGAGGUGCUGACGGUGAUGGACCACCUUCCCAAGGCCUACAUUCACGGCGACUUUAACGAGCAGAAUAUUCUGGUCGAUGAUGAGGAUGAUAAAGAUUUUGAGCUGGCAGUCAUCGACUUUGGCGACAUCUCCUACAGUCCCCGAGUGUUCGACAUUGCCAUCGCCAACCGAAAGGGCAACCGUGGUGCAUCUCGCGGUGGUGGCCAACAGAAUCGACCACCACCACAACAACAGGCUAAUCCGAGUGGCCAGCAGCAGAGCAAUCGAGAGGAGUAUGCUCCUCGCGGUGGUGGCCAACAGAAUCGACCACCACCACAACAACAGGCUAAUCCGAGUGGCCAGCAGCAGAGCAAUCGAGAGGAGUAUGCUCCUCGCGGUGGUGGCCAACAGAAUCGACCACCACCACAACAACAGGCUAAUCCGAGUGGCCAGCAGCAGAGCAAUCGAGAGGAGUAUGCUCCUCGUGGUGGUGGCGGUGGCUAUCAACAGCCUCGAGCCGGCUUCAACCAGGGCGGAGACAAUAGAAACCGUGAGCAUCCAAGCGGUUCGGGCGGUGGUGGCCGCGGCGGCUUCAAUCGAAGAGGACACCAGGGCGGAAGAGGCGGCGGAUUCCAGCAGCCUCAAGGCGGUGCACCUGCUGGGGAAACGCCCCGAAUGCCCAGCUCGGUGGUGCACAAGGCGCUGCUGCCGAGCAAGCACGUUCAACCAGAACACCUGAAGACGUUUCCCGUCCUGGCCAACUUCUACCGCAUCGCCGUCUCUGACAUUGUCGUACAGCACUACGAUGUGACCAUCAGCAGCAGCAGCAGCAGCAGCAGCAGUUCCCAUCAUCAGUCACAGGGGGAGAAAAAGAAACAGCCUGCCCGGGCGCAGGCUCCUUCCACUUCCGCUGAUGUUUCCGGUGCAGAGGAGGCAAUGGCUGCGCUGGCAAUCGUCGACGAGAAGGCGGAGCUCUUCAUCAAGAAAUUCUCUCCGGAGAUCUUUGCCGCCUUCCAGAAGGAUCAUCCAGGCUACUUUACUAACAGCAGCACCAUCUACGACGGCUACAAGGCGCUGUACUCGGUCCGCCUGCUGCCCAUUCUACCAGAGCAGGAGUUCCUGCAGAAGGCCCUAAUUCAGGGCCGAGAGCGGACCUUCAAGGUGAAGAUCAAGCACGUGGAGCGCAUCGACCUCUCGGCGGCGAACGACUUCUUCGAGCAGAAGGUGAGCGAGAUUCCGGAGCGCGUCUUCUCCGUCCUGGAGAUCAUCUUCAAGCGGCUGAUCACCGACGCCGGCUACACCGCCUUCCAGCGAAAGUACUUUGACGUGGGCGGAGAACGUGAAAACUUCCGAAACAUUUACGACCUAGUUCGAGGCUUCCUCUGCGGCGUCCGCCAGACGCAGUUUGGCCUCGCUCUCAAUGUCCACCUGAAGGCGACGGCCAUCAUCAGCAAGUCCUUCAAGCGACUCGAUCACCUGGUGGCCAGUCUGCUGGGGCUAAACGAUGCCCGAGAGCUAGAGCAGAGGAUGCCGUUGAAGUUCUAUCAGCUGGCCAAGGUCAAUGAGACCAUCAAGAGCCUGGUCAUCUACGUCUGCCACGGCCAGAAGAUGAACUUCAAGGUGGCCAAGCUGACCAAUGAGAAGCCCGAACGGUACCAGUUUGAGUACAGCGAGAACAAGAGUUCUCCGCCGCGGAUGAUCACCACCUAUGAGUACUUCCGCCUAAAAUACCCAAACGUGAAGAUAAACCCACGGCUGCCGAUGGUGAUGCUGACGAAGAAGAAAACCUACAUGCCGCUGGACCUCUGUCUAAUUAAGGACGUCCACUUCUUGAGCACCCGUCUGCUGGCCGAGGACACCGACGUCCAGUCGAAGUUGCUCACCUUCAGUACACUUAGCCCGACGGUGUACUUCAACUCGACGCACAAAAUUGUGAAUCAAAUCGCCGCCGGAGGAGGAGAAGGAAACAAGGCUGCCGAGGUAAAGCGAGACUUUGGCCUGGAGCAGUUCAGCCUGGAGGCGGUUCGCCUCAAUGCCCACCAGCUGAACGAGCCGAUGGUGCACAACACCCGCCCCUUUGACCGCUUCUACGAGCCCCAGAAGGAGGAGGUGAAGUUUGCCGUCGUCUGCCUGGACCCUGACGUCCAGCUGAAUAAGCUGAAGGGCUUUGUCGAGGAGAUGGUCCGCGAGGCCACCAGCAAAGGCCUGAAGAUGAAGAAUAUUCGAGGGCUGAUGACUGUCGGCUGGGAGGAGAUUGGCUGCGCUCAGGAUGUAGAGCAGAAGUGCGGCCAGAUUGACCGAAGCGGCGGACUGAACUAUGUCUUCUUUGUCUUUCCGUCGGUGCUACGUGGUUACACAGCCCGAAACGGAUCCGCUAGCACAAAGGAGAUCUACAACAUCGUGAAGCACAUCUUUGAUCAGAAGCUGGGACUGAUGUCGCAGGGCAUCAACUCGAAGAACGUCAAAAGAACGCCCAAGGGUUUCUUUAAUAACUUUCUGCUGAAGACAAACGGCAAAAUGGACGGCAUCAACACGGCAAUUGAUGAGCGCACCCUGAAGAGCAUUCGCAAUGUGGAUCCCGCCUCGAUGAUGGUCGUCGGCGUGGACGUGUUCCACCCUGGUUCGACUGAUGAGGUGCAGUCGUCGAUUGCUGCCGCCAUUGGCUCCUACGAUAAGGGAUUCACGCGGUACAGCGCCAGCAUAAGGGUGCAGAAGAAGGAGAACAAGGACCGGGAGAUGAUCGUCCAGAUUGGAGAUAUGAUGGGCGAACUUCUGCUGCAGUACAAGAAGCAGAAUGGAGGUCGUUUUCCCACCGCCAUCUUCAUCUUCCGCGACGGCGUCUCCGAGGGACAGCUGGAUAAGCUGCGCACCAUUGAGCUGAAGGCAAUUGAGGCGGCUGUCAGUCGGGUCAUUGGACCGUCGAAGACGCCCACCAAGCUGUCGCUGAUUUGCGUGCAGAAGCGCCAUCACACUCGAUUUGCCUAUGCCGAGGCAAAGCUGUUCACGGAUCGCUUUGGCAAUCAGAAGGCGCUCAAUGUGCCGAAGGGCACGGUGGUCGACUCGAUGAUCGUCGAUCCGGACAAUGAGGAGUUCUACCUGGCCAGUCAUGACAGUCCUCUGGGAACCACCAAGCCCACCAAGUACAUCAAAAUUCGGGACGACCUUCGCCUGUCGAUGACCGAUCUGCAGAACUUCUGCAACUACGCCUGUUACCAGUGCGUGCGAACGCGCAGUCCGAUCAGCAUUCCCACGGCCAUUCGAUACGCCGACCUCUGCGCCUACCGAAGUGGCGCCCACAUCAAGGUGGUGAAUGCCGAGCCGAGCUACGGGCGCAUUGCCAAUGCCGAAGAGCGAGAGCGCAAGAUCAUCAGCGACCUGAAUGAGGCAGUGAAGGUGAAUGAGAAGCUGAAGCACAAGCUGUACUACAGUUAA
Messenger RNA from Rhagoletis zephyria (snowberry fruit fly), 3642 nucleotides. NCBI's taxonomy places the organism in Eukaryota, Metazoa, Arthropoda, Insecta, Diptera, Tephritidae. The record is from RefSeq and is a predicted model, not a curated record.